AUGUCAGAACGCAAAGCUGUUUCCAAGUACUAUCCGCCCACCUUCGACCCUAGCCAGCUGCUACUGGUACGACACAGGGGGGAGGCAGCUGCACCGCAGGGGCAACAAGUCCGAUGGGCGGCACCCUUUUCGAUGCAAUGCACCUCAUGCGGCGAGUAUAUCGGAAAGGGGCGCAAGUUCAAUGCCCGGAAGCUGACGCUAGACGAGAAUUACCUGGGUGCUAUCCAGAUCUACCGCCUCUUCAUUCGUUGCACACGAUAUAUUGCUACCCAGUCUCAUCAGUCGCGAGAAAUCACUCUUAGAACCGUUCCCCAAGCAAGCGACUAUGUCUGUGAGACUGGCGCAAAGCGUAUCACAGAACCAUGGCGCAUAGGUGACGACGUGGCCAACGAGACGGCGGACGAGCGUCUAGAUCGACUAGAGCGAGAGCACGAGAAACGCGAGAACACCGAAAACCCCACGUUGGGGGAUCUCGAAAAAGAAGCCCUCGCAACCGAGACGGGAUCACUGUGGAUAAGAACGCUGCUAUGA
Colletotrichum chrysophilum is the source of this 531-nucleotide messenger RNA. RefSeq lists its product as uncharacterized. The record is from RefSeq and is a predicted model, not a curated record. Gene Ontology annotation, biological process: mRNA splicing, via spliceosome. Gene Ontology annotation, cellular component: U2-type catalytic step 1 spliceosome. The coding region runs from base 1 to 531 and encodes 176 amino acids. The transcript is spliced from 2 exons. Lineage: Eukaryota; Fungi; Ascomycota; Sordariomycetes; Glomerellales; Glomerellaceae.